This is a messenger RNA of Miscanthus lutarioriparius, 594 nucleotides long. NCBI's taxonomy places the organism in Eukaryota, Viridiplantae, Streptophyta, Magnoliopsida, Poales, Poaceae. The record is from the annotation of a GenBank genome assembly.
AUGGCCGUCGCCGAAGUGGCGAUUGAGGUUCCCCCGCAGCAGCCGCCGCCGCCGGCGGCGGCGGCGACGCGGGAGCCGGCGGUGGUGCCGAGAGUGCUCCAGUACCUGUACCUCGCGAGCGCGUGGGUCGCCUGCGCGGGCGUGGCCGCCGCGACCGUCGCGCGCCGGGCCUUGGGCGACUCUUCGCCGGUGGUCUGGGCGUUCCUCAAGGUCUCGAUCGGAGCCCUCGUGUUCCCCGCGCUGCUCAUCCUCGUCUUCGCCGUGCGGGUCUUGCGCGCCAUGCUUGCGGCGGGGUUCAGACGGUCGCUCCGCACCCACGCCAGGGAGAUUCAGAUCCAAGCCAGGAAGAUGUUUGGAGCGUUAACGUGGAAGGCGCUUCAGGACCCUAUCGUGCUUGCGUGGCUCGCAUCUUUCCUUUUCAUCCUGCUGCUUGGAGCAAGUGUUCUGGUGUUUGUGGGGCUUUUACCAGUGGAGGAAUCUCACAGGGAAAGGAUUGGUUAUGCGCUCUCUGAUGUGGGGGUAUUGGGUGCCAUGUCAAUGUAUUGCUUUAUCAUUAUACCCAGUUUUGCGCUGAAACUCUGGGGGAGCAAGUAG